AUUGGUUAGGUAUGUUUUUUUUCUUCUUUUUUCAGUUCUUGUUAGAAUUUUACAUGAAACACGGCUGAAGUUGCAACAAAUUAAACUGCUAAAAGCCGGUUGAAAAAGGAGUGAUUGAAGUUGGAUAGUUCUCCGCUGAGUGUAUGCAGUUUACAUAAAAAAAAACGGCAGCCGUCGAGGCAACAUCUCUGUGUGUAUAUCUAUGUUUGUGCUGCUAACGACAGAAGCUAAACCUUUAGUUCUCUGCGAGACGGUCAGAAGCAGUAGCCGGUCACCGGCUUUUGGCUGGAAGAAGGGAGGCAAUUUGAAAACAGCACAGUUCAAAACGAGAGAAGAGAAAAUGGACAGGGCAGUCAGUCUCCCCAGCCAACCAGAAAAGGUCACCACAGUGAACCUGGUUGAGACCAGCACGGCCCCCAGUGGAAUGGAACUGGUCAGCUCCUAUCAGACCAACAGAGUGGGAGACCCCAUGGACCUGGUAGCCCUUGCGGAGCAAGUGCAGAAGGGGGACGACUUUAUUAAAGCCAACGCUUGCAACAAACUGACAGUAAUCGCUGACCAGAUCAGGUACCUGCAGGAGCAGGCCAAAAAGGUUUUAGAAGAAGCAAAGAGAGACGCUGACCUCCACCAUGCUGCCUGUAAUAUUGUAAAAAAGCCAGGCAACAUGUACUACUUGUACCAGCGGCCAUCUGGACAGAAAUACUUCUCCAUCAUCUCCCCUAAGGAGUGGGGACCAAGCUGCCCUCAUCCGUUUCUUGGUGCAUUCAAGCUUCAGCAUGACAUGUCCUGGACUCCUGUGGAUGAGGUGGAAAAGAGGGACGCAGAGAUCGCCGCCAUGAGCAAACUGCUCAGCCACCAAACAGCCCUACCUCCAUGUACAGGACCCAACUUCAGAGGUCUAGACGAAUAAAGUCUCGUUUAAACUGGACCAAAAGUAUGAUUGGUAUAUACAGAUACAUGUCCCACGCAGGGACUAAAAAACUGCUAUCAGUGAGUCACCGAUUUGUCUUAAGCUGCCAUAAAUGCAUAAUGGCGUAUUUUUAAAGAAUGUGUGUUUUUCAUUUUCUGGAAAAUAUCAAACCGGGACUCAGGAGAGUGUGUGUGUUUAACUUAAACUGUUUGGAAUGUUUUUACUGUGCUUGUAUUUGACCAAUCAUUAACACAAGCCAAUGAUUUACAUCGGACAGCCUCUACAGCAGUCGUACAUCAACGCACUUUGGAGACGGAGAACAACUUCAGAGAAUAGAAAAGGUGCAGUUUGUAAGUCUAUUUCUUUCUGGAAUUCUGUUCGAAAAGUAAAACUCGUGUUACACACAAUUCAUUAAACACAGAGAAAUGCAUUUCAAGUGUUUACUUUUCUUAAUUUAAUUUCUGGUAUCAAGUUGACAAAAACCCCAAACGGAGUUUUUCAAAACAUUGAAAAGUUGCAUCAGGCUAAUAAAACCAGAUUUUCUUACAGAAGCAUCUGCACUCAGCACUUGGUUAGGACUCCUUUUGAAUGAAAUACCUCAUCAAUGCGCCGUGGCGUGGAGGCAGUCAGCCUGUGGUUCUGCUGAGGUGUAAUGGACCUUCAUCUCUGCUAGUUCUGGUUUGUCUUAUUCUUCCCAAAAGCCCAUAGAUUUUCUGUGGGGUUCAGGUCAGGCCAGUUUGUUGGUGUUAAAAUGGUCGUUAAACCAGCUUUUGGUAAGUUCAGUAGUGUGGGCAGGUAUCCAGUCCUGCUAGAAAAUAAAACCGGCAUCUCCAUAGAGCUUGUUGGCAAAGGGAAAUGACUGCGGACUUCAGAAAACCCAGUGAACCAACACCGGCACACGACAUGGCAACCCGAAUCACCUGUGAAAACUGCAGAGUGGAGUCUGUACCUCUCCACUCUUCCCCCACACUCUGGAUCUUGAUUUCCAAAUGAAAUACAAACUUUACUUUCAUUCGUUUUGCGAUGUAAAGGUCUUUGAACUGCCCUGUUGCUGAAAUGUGCUGUACAAAUAAACCUGAUUGAUUUCAAUUGAUUGAUCUGAAAGGAAAACUUUGGACUACCAAACCAAAGUAUAGUUCUUUUUCUCCAGGUCAGGUAAGGCACUUCUGACUUUUGUCUCUGGCUCAGGACUGGUUCCAUACAACGAACUGUGUUGAUCUGGAAUCAGGCUGGAGUCUGAGAUUUUUCAAUGAGCUUUGCUUUCCAGUUCUCUUACAUCUGCAGUAUGUAACUGUUCUAUUAAAAAAACAAAAUUUAAAUUUUAGGGCUGUCGACGUUAAUGCGUUCUGAAAAUUUUAACACUUUAUUAUUACAUAAUGCAGAUUAAUCAAAGAACCUACUUUGACCUGAGCCUAAAUUUCAAAUUCCCCCCAUUUUUAAAUUUGCAUUUACAAAAAAAAAGGUAGUCCUCUGAAGAGACAUUACUUGUACGUACAAAACCAAAAGGAAAUUAGAGAGCCGACUGACACUUCCCCCAAAAUGAACCAACUCUUUACUACCAUUUUCUUAUUAAUAAUCUAAUAUUCUUGCAUGUUGAGGUUAACAUAAGGUUCCCAGUUUGGACCAUAGGACUGUAAACUUUUUCAUCUCUAAAUGGUCUGAGAAUGUUAAUCUUUCCAUCUCAUAGAUGUCAUUAACACAUUCUGUCCAUGUGUUGUGGCGUGACUGUCGGCUAGACCAUUUCUGCGUUAA
Molecule: messenger RNA, 2662 nt
Organism: Poecilia latipinna (sailfin molly)
Lineage: Eukaryota; Metazoa; Chordata; Actinopteri; Cyprinodontiformes; Poeciliidae
Gene: cunh1orf50
Product: chromosome unknown C1orf50 homolog
Exons: 5
Coding region: 203-910 (235 amino acids)
Source: RefSeq, a predicted model, not a curated record